Messenger RNA from Plasmodium knowlesi strain H, 1857 nucleotides. Its product is annotated as splicing factor 3A subunit 3, putative. Bases 1 to 1857 code for a protein of 618 amino acids. The record is from RefSeq and is a predicted model, not a curated record. Gene Ontology annotation, molecular function: RNA binding. Lineage: Eukaryota; Apicomplexa; Aconoidasida; Haemosporida; Plasmodiidae. Gene Ontology annotation, biological process: mRNA splicing, via spliceosome. The transcript has a single exon. Gene Ontology annotation, cellular component: spliceosomal complex.
AUGGCGCAGUUUCUAAUAGAGCAGAUCCGAUACAUACAUGAGGAAAUCGAGAUGAUGGAAAAGGCAAUUGCGGAUUUGAUCGAGGAGAAGGUUCGAAAGAAGAAGGAGUGGAGCAUUCGUUACGACUAUGCCAUCAGUUACCUAGUGGAGAAGAUACAGACAAAGUCAAAGCUGCUCCUGCAGUAUUAUAAGGACGAAGACAAUUUGAAAAAAGAGGAAAUGCAGUUUAUUUCUGGUAAGACAAAUGGAGGAAGACAAAGAGGAAAAGGUGAAGAGGAAGAAGCAGAGGAAGGUCAAGAGGAAGGAGUUUGGCAAGAAGAAAACACCGACUUGUGGAAGAAUUACUACGAAAGAAUUAAGUAUAUCAGGGAUUACCACAAAAAAAACAACAUAAAAAAAAUAGAAAUUAGGAGCUACAAGGCCUAUAAGUAUGAAGCACUCAAGAAUAAUAAACUAAAGGAGAGUUUUUCUCCCGUGGAGAGAAAAGGAAAAUAUGUAGACAUGCACAAAUUUUACAGCGACUUCGUAAAUAUGAAGAAAAUUAAAAACUAUAGGAUGAGUGUAUAUCGAAAGAAGGAAUUGGCUAGUCAAAAGAAGAGAAAUAGUACAGAGAAUGAAAAGAGAAAGAAUUCCUCCAAAGGGGUGAAAAUCAACGAAGGAGAAUUCAAGGAAAUGGACUUAGUAACGUAUCUUCACAAUUUCACCCGCUUCUAUUACAUCCCAAGGUAUUGCAAGUAUAAAAAUGAAGAAUAUAAAAAAUACAUCCAGAAUGUAUUAUCCUAUCUAGUGAAUUUUUUUUCAAAGGUUAAUGUCCUUGUGGAUUGCCAGAAAAUGUACUUACAAUAUGAGGAGAACUUUGAAAAUAAAUUUAAGGAGAAGGAAAUUAAGCAGUGGGAAAAGUAUACAUAUGAUCUGGACCUGUACUGUAACGUUAAUGAUAGGCUAUACGCGUCAGAGGGAACAUUCAACUCUUAUAAGAAUAGCAAACACUACGAUGAGGAUUUGAAAAAAUACAUGCAGAAGAAACUCACCGUGGAGGAGCUUGAAGAUUUCAAGAGGCAGAUCGAACAGGAAGACAAGGAGAUAGCCAAAUGUGAAUACCUCAUCGAGUUAUAUAAAAAUGUUUUAAAUAAAAUUUUCCAAAGGACCAUUCAAAAAAUACAGAGAAAGCAGGCCAUCAGUGUGGACGAACUACAGAAAAAAAUGAAAUCGGAGAAAAGGAAUGAUAACUUUUUAAGUUUACGUGAUCGUGCUGGGUUGUAUGGCACUGACGAAUAUGAUGCACGAACUGAUUUCCCCCACCUGUACAAUUCGCAAAUUUUUGGACCUUCCUCCGAAGAUGAUGAUGAUGAUGACGACUCCACAGAUGCGUCUGAUGGGGAUAGUCUAAACAGUGAAGUGGACGGGGGAAAAAAAAAAAAAGGAAAAGGAGGAACAGAUGGAACAGAUGAGGAAGACCAAGAUGAUGAUGAAAAAACUAUUUAUAACCCCUUGAAUUUGCCACUAGGACAUGAUAAUAAACCCAUACCUUAUUGGCUUUACAAACUACACGGGUUAUCCAAGGAGUACACGUGCGAAAUAUGCGGGAAUUACUCUUACUUUGGCAGAGCCCAGUUUGAAAAACACUUCUACGAAUGGAGACACUCCUUUGGAAUGAAGUGCCUGAACAUCCCGAACACGCUGCAUUUUAAGGAGAUCACCAAAAUAGAUGAUGCGCUUAAUUUAUAUGAACGACUCAAGAAACAGACACAGAUGCAUGUCUUCAAGCCUGAUCAGGAGGUUGAGUGUGAAGACUCAAAGGGGAAUGUCAUGAACAUGAAGGCCUACGAUGAUUUGAAGCGCCAGGGGCUGCUUUAA